UUGUUUUUCGUGUUUCUGAAGCAGAGCUUCAUCUUAGUCUAUCUUGGCUACUAGGUAAAAUGGGGAGAUCUCCAUGCUGUGAUGAAAAUGGACUCAAGAAAGGACCAUGGACCCCUGAGGAAGACCAGAAGCUUGUGGACUACAUCCAAAAGCACGGCCAUGGAAGUUGGAGGGCUCUCCCGAAGCUUGCCGGGCUCAACCGGUGCGGCAAGAGUUGCAGGCUGAGAUGGACCAACUACUUGAGGCCGGACAUCAAGAGGGGAAAUUUUACUCUUGAUGAGGAGCAGACCAUUUUGCAUCUUCACUCUGUCCUGGGGAACAAGUGGUCUACAAUUGCGACGCACUUACCAGGGCGGACGGACAAUGAAAUCAAGAAUCACUGGAACACCCACCUGAAGAAGAAACUCAUCCAGAUGGGGAUCGAUCCAGUUACCCACAAGCCAAGACUAGACCUAAGCAUGCUAACAAGUUUGCCUUCACUUGAUCAGAGUCUCAGAUUACAGACAGACGCGGCGCAACUCGCCGGAAUUUACUACCUGCAAAACCUCCUUCAGGCCGUGAUCAAUGCCAAAUCCUGUUCCCUGCCCCUCGGGCUCAAUGAGCAGCCACCAAUUCUGCAAAACUACCAACUUGAAAACCUGCAGUCCUACGCUGAUCUCCCCAUGGAGCAGAUCCAAGUGAACCCAAGUUUCUGUAAUCUGAAAAACGCAGAAAUUCCGUGUGCCUACCAGCAGAAUCAUGUGUAUGGAGACAAUGGGAACGGAUAUAUUCCUUCGCUAGACACUCCGGCUUCAUCCCCACCUACUUAUGCCAAUCCCAACCAAACCCAAGACCAGUUGAACCCAUCUGAAAUGUCCACCAAUUCCUCAACUGCAACAACGACAACGAUGGGGACAACGAUGACAAAUUUCGACUCUUGGGGAGAACUCAAUUUCGAUGUUCAAUCCAGUGACUGCUGGACAGAGCUUUUCAACCAACCUGCUGCGUCCUCGUGGAUGGAAGCAUCUAACUAGCAAGGACGAGGCAUCGUAACUAGAGGGGGUGAUGAACUGAUCAGCAGAAGGAUCAGCCCGCAACUUUGUACAUGGAGAAAAGGAGUUCUGAUUCAUGAUAUAGUUCUUUUUUUAUUUACAUAAACAGAUUUGUGUUCAGUGCUGUGCAGGCCAGAAUAAGUAAAGCAGAUGUUGUCAAGUCCACUGUAAAAUAUUGGCCUCAUGAUUUGAGAUUAUCUAAUGGAAACACAUUAUACUUCAACAGUUUUUCU
Messenger RNA from Nymphaea colorata (pocket water lily), 1264 nucleotides. RefSeq names its product transcription factor MYB41-like. Lineage: Eukaryota; Viridiplantae; Streptophyta; Magnoliopsida; Nymphaeales; Nymphaeaceae. The coding region runs from base 60 to 1013 and encodes 317 amino acids. The record is from RefSeq and is a predicted model, not a curated record. The transcript is spliced from 4 exons.